This is a messenger RNA of Oreochromis aureus, 5577 nucleotides long. Its product is annotated as cadherin-6-like. Gene Ontology annotation, biological process: cell-cell junction assembly; calcium-dependent cell-cell adhesion; adherens junction organization. Gene Ontology annotation, molecular function: cadherin binding; calcium ion binding. The record is from RefSeq and is a predicted model, not a curated record. The coding region runs from base 374 to 2797 and encodes 807 amino acids. Gene Ontology annotation, cellular component: adherens junction; plasma membrane; catenin complex. NCBI's taxonomy places the organism in Eukaryota, Metazoa, Chordata, Actinopteri, Cichliformes, Cichlidae. The transcript has 12 exons.
UGCGGUAAACUGGGCCGUGAAAUGACGGCUGGGUGAAAUGGUUUUCUGCUGCUUGGUUAACUCAUGUUCAUGUGCACGUGAGCGUACGCACGCGGGCCUGUAAUGACCAAUCAGCAGAUAUUUUAAACCCUCGGUUUGCUGAUCUGAUGAGUAGAGCGAGACUCCACGCAGAGAGAUGCUGCACACGCGUGGAACAGCACUCCGUUUCCGCCACAGUCACUGUGGCGUGUCCUUCUGAACGCUCCGCACGCAGCGAUCCUUUCCACUGUCAGUCAAAACUGGAAGGACUAUGACAGAUAGACCCAUCUGCCAGUUCGGAGUGAGCCAGCUAGGAAGAUAGAACAUUCGUGACUUCUACAUCUCCAUCACAAAGAUGAGGAAUAUUAUCCUGGGCAUUGUUUGUCUCUGUGUUUGCCUGACCCUUGAUGAUGCACUGGCUUUAAAUGGGCGGAGGACACACACAGCAGAUGGAGAGGGAAUAGAAGCAGCCAUCAGAGGAGAGAAGCUGCUGAAACGAGUGAGGCGAGGCUGGAUGUGGAACCAGUUUUUCCUGCAGGAGGAGUAUACAGGCUCUGACUACCAGUAUAUUGGCAAGCUCCAGUCAGACCAGGACCAUGGCGAUGGCUCAGUAAAAUACGUUCUUUCUGGUGAGGGGGCUGGCACCAUCUUUGUCAUUGAUGAGAAUAACGGCGAUCUGCACGCCACGCGCCGCCUUGAUCGAGAGGAGAAGGCCUUUUACAUCCUCAAAGCCACAGUGGUCAACAAGUGGACGGGUCAAAAACUGGAGCCAGAGACCGAGUUCAUCAUCAAACUCCACGACAUCAAUGACAAUGAACCAAAGUUCAGCAAAGAGGUGUAUACUGCCAGUGUUCCUGAGAGGUCUGAUAUUGGUACAUCGGUCACCCAGGUGACAGCUACAGAUGCUGAUGACAGAAUGUAUGGGAACAGUGCCAAACUGGUCUACAGCAUCAGUCAAGGACACCCAUACUUCUCUGUGGAGCCAAACACUGGUGUGAUCCGGACAGCCCUGGGUCCUGGUGACAUGGACCGCGAGCAGAGGGAGCACUACCAGGUGGUGAUUGAAGCCAAGGACAUGGGCGGACAGAGAGGAGGCCUGACCGGGAGCACUGUGGUUAAAAUCACUCUCACUGAUGUCAACGACAACCCUCCCCGCUUCACUCAGAGUAUAUACCAGUUCAGAGUUCCUGAAUCAUCCAAGUCCGGCUCUAUCGUUGGGAGAAUUCAAGCCACCGAUAAAGACAUUGGAAAGAACAGUGAGAUGGACUUCACAAUCAUCAGCGGUGACGGGAUGGAAAUGUUUGACAUCUCCACUGACAAAGAAACACAAGAGGGACUCAUCACUGUCAGAAAGCCUUUGGAUUAUGAGAAGAAACCAUCAUACACGAUAGAGCUCCAGGUCCAGAACACCCAGGAAUAUGUUCGCUUCAUGUCUUCAGGCCCAAAAGACAUGGCUACGGUUCGGUUGGCCGUGGAUGAUGUGGAUGAGCCGCCUGUGUUUGAAAAAGCCAGCUACCUGUAUGAGGUGAAAGAAGAUGUUGCGGUGGGCACAGUAGUGGGCUCAGUCAGCGCCAUGGACCCCGACAGAGCUCGCAGCAUUGUCAAUUACUCCAUCGACCGUCGCACUGACAGGGGCCACCUCUUCAACGUAUAUCCAAUGAAUGGAUCUGUGUUCCUGCUCAAAAGCCUGGACAGAGAGACGACUGCCUGGCAUAAUAUUUCAAUUGUUGCCACAGAGCUGAAUAAUCCCCGUCAGAGCAGCAGCGUCAGUGUCUACAUCCGUCUGCUGGACAUCAAUGACAAUGCUCCCAUGUUUGCCACUGUCUAUGAAACCUUUGUCUGCGAGAAAACCAAGGUCGGCCAGCGAAUCCAGAUAGUGAGUGCUGUUGAUGCUGAUGAGCCGUCAUCAGGACACAAGUUUUCCUUUAGUCUGGCUCCAAAGGGGACCCACCACAGAAAUUUCAGCAUCAGAGACAAUGGAGAUAACACUGCUGGCAUCCUGACUGGCCAAGCCACCUAUAGCCGCCUUCACAAGAGCGUCUACCUGGUUCCUGUGGUGAUCACCGAUGAUGGCUACCCCAUGCAGAGCAGCACUGGCACACUUACUGUGAGGGUUUGUACCUGUGACCAUGAAGGCAACAUGGAGCUGUGUAACCCCGAAGCUCUGAGUAGCUCGCCUGGCCUCAGCACAGGAGCCCUCAUUGCCAUCCUCCUCUGUGUCAUCAUACUCCUCUUGGUUGUGGUUCUAGUCACUGCAUUAAAACACCAAAGGAAGCAGGAACCUCUUAUUAUCUCCAAAGAAGAUGUCAGGGACAACGUGGUUAGCUACAAUGAUGAGGGUGGUGGUGAGGAGGACACCCAAGCGUUUGAUAUUGGCGCCCUGCGACACCCAGCUGCUGCAGCUGCCUUGGAUGAGGGUGCUAAACAGAGGCGUGACAUCAUCCCUACUGAUACCCUGCUGUAUCCAACAGUUCACCACCCUGCCCCAGCUCCCUCCACCCUGCUUAUGCCCCCAAUAAGCAUGGCUGCACGUGAUAAUGGGGACGUAUGCGAGUUCAUCAACCAGAGAGUGAUGGAGAAUGACUGCAACCCCACAGCGCCACCGUACGACUCACUGGCCACGUAUGCCUAUGAGGGAGCGGGGUCAGUGGCCGAGUCGCUCAGUUCACUGGGCUCAGCUUCAUCCGAGGCUGAACAGGACUACAACUACCUGAGUGACUGGGGGCCCCGGUUCAGGAAACUAGCUGACCUGUACGGGGCUGAGGACAGUGACUUCUAGCAGUUACACCCUCCAUGUCAAAGAUGAGUUCAGGUGACAUUUAGACCAUUGCAGAUCUGAGGACAGCAACAUCCAAGCUAUUAAACUGAGAGAGUUGCCUCUUAAAAUUGCUUUAAGAAAAUGUGAGAACUUGAGCACACAUAGACUUCAUAUGAGAAACCAACAGAUGUGCUGGUAGGUGCGAAUUCUUAUAAAGCAAUAUUCGAGAUCACCAGCUAACCUUUGAUCUGUCCUCACUGCACAACCGUCCAGAAACGGAGUUUACCAAGUGAUUUUAAAAGGGGAUAAAAGUCUUUAAUCUCUAUUUUUGAUCUUAUGUAGAAAUGUUAAUCAACUAAGACAACGGUGAAGCCCAAAUAUCUUCAGCUCUAAUCAUAGGAAACUUUUCAAAGACCUGUGGCAGGCCGAAAUGAGGUUUGAGUUCUUUUGCUUUCAUUCUUUCUUUCAGCUAAGUGCCCUUCUGCUGCCCUGCAAACAGAACAGUGGACGCCUGUUGGCUGGCUGAGACUGGAGGGGCUGAAUUACUCGUACAUGAUUGUUUGUCUUUUUUGCUUUCUUGUUCCAGAGGAGCUGGUCUGAAGAACCCUCUCUCGAAGGGACAGAGUAAAAAAAGGACACAUUAUGUGACUAAAUGCACUGAUUUCUAUCUUUUUACAAAGGCUUAACUUUUAUGUGCUACACAGACGAAGACAUAUCUUCACACCUGUAUCCUGUAUUUUUAACUUCUUGGUUUGGUAUUUGGUGGCAGAACUGUGGUUGAACUUAUUAUACUGGAACUAUAAUAAGUUCUAAGCAUCUUUAAUUUCAGUCUUUUCCUAUUACAAAAUACAAGUUUAUAUAACACAAAAAGUUGUCGAGUAAUGUUUUCUUUGACAGUAUGCUUUAUAGUUUCCAUCAUGUACAUGCCUUCACAGCAGGGGUGUCACUCUUCAUGCCACGGUGGAGAGAAUGAUUUAAAUCAAACAAAGCUGCAUUCACCAUGUUUUACAUGUAAUGUUAAACAUCAAAUCUCCAGAAAAAUAAUCAUGAACUGUGGCUACAGACGGGCGCAUUCAGCAGUCCUGUACAUCUCUCUCAGGAGCUGGUGAAGACUCGGACACUCUUAACAUCAAGACUCAGUGGAACAUAAACCCUGCAUUACCAGCUGUAUGCUAACACAUCCACCAUACCAAGAACACUGUAAAUAAGAUGCCUUGUCCAGUGUGUAGGAUACAGAGGGAUCUGUUGUCAGAAAUGUGAGUACAGUAUCCAAAAAUACAUUUGCAUCAGUAUAAUCUCAAAAUAUUGAUACAAAUAAUAUCAUUGUUUUUGCUAGAAAUAGAGAAUAUAGACAAAGACCUCUUAAAUACUCUAGAAGUCUGCUUGUGUGAUGAUCUAGAAUGAAUGAUGCUGUAACCCAGAGCUCUUCAACUUUUUUUCCUGGAGACUUUCAUCAAGUUUCAAUAUUCACUGGUGAUCACAGCAACAGCAGCCGCUCCUCUGCAGCCUGUAUUUUGAUUUGAGCCACAAAGCAGGCAGCGGUAGACAAUCUAUAACAGCAGCCUCCUGCAAGCUUCACCUAUAACCACCUCAACCAGAUGGAAGUGUCCGCUGUAGCCUAACAUCUAGUUACCAUUUGAAAGCAUGCACCAGACGGAAGUGUGUCUUGAUGUAAAUUCUUAACCAACCCAUUAGCAUGCAUUAGCAGAAUGCUAUUGAUUUUGAGCAAAAAUCACUUCCUUAUAAGAGUAAUGAAAGUACGUGAGUCAUUUCGAUGUGAACACAGAAUUUAAAUUGGGGACUUCUAUUUAGAAUCAGAGGUAAAUAACAAAUUAAGCUCCAUUUAGCUUCAUUGAGAACCAUGCUGGGAGCUCCAGCUUGUGCACCCCUGACUGAGCUGAAGCCAGUUUCUGUAAAGUGGAAGAGCCAGGAACUCCAGACUCCAACUUUUCUUUACAUAGGCCAAAACAGCAGGGAAACAGCCUUAAAGUAACAUCAAGCAAUAAGCAAUUCAAAGUAAGCAUUUAGCUUGUCACCAAAGUGGCAACAUAAAUGAGACCGCACAAAUGAAUGCAAUCAUUUCACUUUACAGGGUUUGUUAAAGUUAGACUUGUAUUCAAAUCAGUGGUAACAAACUGUUGUUGUGGUUAAAACGUGAAAAGCAGCCCUGCUUCACACUCAGCAUAGCCUAGCAUAGCCCUCAUGUGUCUUUUGGUGACUGGUUACAUUGUUUUCAGUUUUAUAUGUGUUGUCGUCUCCUCUGUAGUUCAUAGUUUGAUUAUGAUCCAAAUGUUUUUGCCCAACCACUUGCUGGUUUUUGUGGAUGAGAAAAAGGAAACCAGUUUGCCUCCUUCACUGGUUUAUCUGCUUGCUUCCUUUAGCUUUUGUUUUUAAAUGCUGUAAUUAAGUAAAACUGGGACAGUGAAUUUGUCAUUAGCUUAAGUGUCACACUAAUUAAUGGAGCUGAAGGUGAAAUCACAACCGCUAACCUCAGUGAUAUAUUUCAUGAUUUUAUAUCAGGAGGUUUGUAUUGUGUGUCUCACUAAAAGCAUCAGUUUGUUCCAGCUGUGUUUUGUGACCCUGCUCUGCUCUGAAGGCUUAAAACGAAAAUGUCCUCUUGUUUUUUUCCUUGUCUUGUAAGUUUUUCCUUUGGCUCCGUAUAUUUACAGGACAUGAGAAGGUAAAAACCUCAAACGCCACCCAGCUUCACUGUCUGAAAGUCACUGUGGGCAGUCUACUGUCUAUAUACAAUGAUGUAUUACUGCUUUUUUAAUUUGAUGAAAAUAAACUUUUGUAUUGAA